AUGGAGCCGAAUGUUCAGCGCCUUUUGAACGACAAGCUAUACGACAAAAGAAAGGUCGGCGCCCUCGAGUUAGAACGGGUGAUUCGUGAUCUCGUCACCGUCAAGGACUACUCCCGGGUCCAGGCCGUCCUUGACCAGCUGUGCAACGAGUACGCCUACGCUGUUCAUCAACCGCACGCCCGCAAUGGAGGUCUUAUCGGUCUGGCUGCCGCCGCCAUCGCUCUCGGUUCAGAGCUGCCGAGAUAUCUGGAGGUCAUCGUGCCACCUGUGCUAGCUUGCUUCACGGACCAGGAUGCACGCGUCCGAUAUUACGCGUGCGAGGCCAUGUACAACAUAGCCAAAGUCGCCAAGGGAGAGAUCCUGCGCUACUUUAACUUCAUCUUCGAUGCCCUGUGCAAGCUGGGUGCGGAUUCCGAGCUGUCGGUCAAGAACGGGGCAGAGUUGCUGGACCGAUUGAUCAAGGAUAUCGUGUCCGAGUCUGCUGCCACCUACGUGUCGGUCCUGGAGAGUCCAGCGUAUGACGACAAGGAGUUGGACUCGCUCGAUGACCACGCGGAACCUCCCACCGCCUUCUCCCUGCCCAAGUUCAUCCCACUGCUCAAGGAGCGGGUCUGGGUCCUGAACCCCUUUACGAGGACCUUCCUCGUAGGCUGGAUCACCCUGCUAGACUCGAUCCCGGAUCUGGAGCUGGUCACCUACCUGCCCGAGUUCCUCGGCGGCUUGUUGAAGUUCCUCGGUGGCCACAAUCCUGAUGUCCACGCUGCCACCCAGACUUGUCUGGACAAGUUCCUCAAUGAGAUCAAGCGGAUUGCCCGGGUGAAGAAGGGCCUUGCCGACAGCAGGAAAUCACGUGCCGAUGGGAAACGGAAACGGGAGGAAUCCGUAGAUAGCGGCAGCAUGCGUUUAGGCCCAGAUGAUAUGGAAGAGACCGGGUCUACUACUGUCGCCGACGACGAUGACGACGACGGCGAGGUCAGCAGUGAGGACGACUGGGUCCCUGGCCAAGAUGUGCAGAUCAACUACAAGGCCAUCUUGGAGAUUCUAACCGCCACUCUCGAUUCUCCCCUAGAGGAAGACAGCCUGCAAGAAAGUCUACGUUGGAUCAUUGCCUUCCUUGACAUUUGCCCCGAAGAGGUCCUCCCUUUUACCCCAAAGAUACUAGCCCACCUGCUGCCCGCAAUGGCGAGCGGCAUGGAGCCAAUUCGACAGGCGGCUGCCAGGGUCAACACGUCGCUGAUGGAGUACGUUGUGUCGCUGUCUGACGAGCCCGAGACCAACCACAACCACCAAGCCUCUCGGGCCCCCACCUCCCUGGCCGUCGAACGACCAGACGGCGCAUCUAGUACGCGUGCCUCUCUUUCGAGUUCGAGAGAGCUGGAGAUGCGAAGCCCGACGCCGGCACAGGGCCGACACACGCCCGCGCCGUCAGUCAGCCCGCAGGCCGACCUCGACUACGCCGCAGCCGUCAACUCGUUGACCCUGCUCUUCCUCAACGAUCACGAGGCUACGCGCGUUGCUGCUCUGACGUGGCUCAUCAUGCUUCACCGCAAGGCGCCGCGGAAGAUAGUUGCCUUCAACGACGGAACCUUCCCAGCCCUUUUAAAGACCUUGUCCGACCCAGCCGAGGCCGUGGUGACCAAGGACUUGCAGCUGUUGUCCCAGAUCUCCCGCAAUAGCGAAGACGAUUACUUUUCAAACUUCAUGGUCAACCUCUUGCAGUUGUUCUCGACAGAUCGAAAGCUCUUGGAGACGAGGGGCAACUUGAUCAUUCGCCAGCUCUGCACCACGCUCAGCGCGGAACGCAUCUAUCGUAUAUUGGCCGAAUGCAUAGAGAAGGAAGAGGAUCUCGAGUUUGCCAGCAUCAUGGUACAGAACCUCAACAACAACCUGAUCACGGCGCCCGAGCUUGCUGAUUUGAGAAAGCGACUGCGGAAUCUCGACACAAAGGAUGGGCAGACCUUCUUUGUCGCCCUCUUCCGUUCGUGGUGCUACAACGCUGUGGCUACCUUCUCGCUAUGUCUCCUUGCACAGGCGUACGAGGCUGCCUACAACUUGCUGCAGAUCUUUGCCGAACUCGAAAUGACAGUCAAUAUCUUGAUCCAAAUCGACAAGCUCGUCCAGCUGAUUGAGUCGCCCGUGUUUACCUACCUCCGCCUUCAACUUUUAGAGCCGGAAAAGUACCCGUAUCUUUACAAGUGCCUGUACGGGUUGUUGAUGCUUUUACCCCAGUCCUCUGCAUUUGCUGCACUCAAGAACAGGCUCAACAGCGUGAGCUCGAUUGGCUACCUGCACAUAACACCUCGACCCUCUGCCACUACACCUAGUGCUUCUAAUUAUGACCGGCCAAACCGCCUGAAGGGCCCCGGGCGGGAGGAGGGCCUGAUACGCUGGGAUCAGCUGCUGGAGAAGUUCAGGAGCGUCCAGGACAAGGCGAGGCGUGCCCAGAGGCUGGGGGGCGGGCUGGACGAAGGACCGGACUUUAGCGAGCUGCGUAUGGAGGCUCCGGGCUUGAGGGACCCGUCUCGGUCGAACCAGGGGCCGCCGGUGCCCCAGAAAGAUCCUGCGCCUGCGCCGUCGCCGGCACCGAAGAAGGGAGGGCUGGGCAGGCCGUUUGGACGGCUCGGCGGGGCCGUCGCAGGGAGGGGCAAGAGACCACAGGCCUAG
Molecule: messenger RNA, 2664 nt
Organism: Neoarthrinium moseri
Lineage: Eukaryota; Fungi; Ascomycota; Sordariomycetes; Amphisphaeriales; Apiosporaceae
Exons: 9
Coding region: 1-2664 (887 amino acids)
Biological process (GO): positive regulation of kinase activity; phosphatidylinositol biosynthetic process
Cellular component (GO): endosome membrane; PAS complex; fungal-type vacuole membrane
Source: RefSeq, a predicted model, not a curated record